AUGAGUGAUAAGCUGCAGAGCGACAACGGUGAAAAACCAAGCAAUGAAGUAUUGAAGGUAUCCAAUUUCUCAGAUAAUAUGACUGGAGAAAAUAUCUGAACAUUUCUACCAUAUUUCGAAAUGGUUUAUUAGAAAAGGUUUUUGAGUAUAGUAGAUACUUGUAAGUUAGUAAUCAUGAAUGGCAGCAUAAAGAUGACAGAGUUUUAUUCCUUGCUAGAAAAUAACGAGAACUUGAUUCAGUCUAUAAUGGGAAAUAUUUCGAACAUUACAAUCGAAGAUCACCCUCGAGGUGAUGUCAUCUAUUUUGCCCACCCAGAGGAAAUGUUAACACCGUGGAAGAUCAACUCCUAUUUUCCUUUCAUUAUGACCACUUAUAUCAUUACAUUCAUAGUUGGCGUCACAGGAAACAUCGUCGUCAUUGCUGUGAUGGCAUGUGACAGCGCAUCAAAGAACGUCACCAGUAUCUUCCUCGUCAGCCUCGCUGUUGCCGAUCUCCUACUGUUGGUUAUCUAUGUUCCACUAGAUGUCGCUCAUUACUUUGUUGUACAGUGGGAUAAAGAUGGAACCAUCUGCAGGACAGCAGCCUAUGCCGAGAUGGUUUCUGCCUUUGCUUCUGUCCUUAACCUAGUGGCCGUAACUCUUGAAAGAUUCGUUGUUAUCGUAUUUCCAAUAAAGUCCCGCUCUCUUUGCACUAUGGGGAAUUGCAAGCAGUUGAUGGUUGUGGUGUGGAUGUUUUCGUUAUUGCUUUCUCUUCCAGUAAUUGCUAGUAAGAGCACUGAAAAAACAACUAUGACCAAUUACGAGAUCACCGUUAUGCUGUUUUCCUGUAAAGAACAUAAAGACUGGCGUGGAUCUGCUGUCGCUAUCUACCGCUUAGUGGCGCUGUUUGGCCUACCGUUGGUAUUAAUGAUAAUUUGUUACGCCUGGGUGAUCAUCGAACUCUGGAUUAGUACGAAAACUAUGGAUGAACUAACGAAUCAUAGGAAUGACCAGAAGCUAAGACGCAUGGAGUUACAUGUUGGUAUCAACCAAGAAACUCACUCUCCUUCCCUUCAACCUCACCGAAUGAUUCUGCGCAGUCACACCACAACUGACAGUCGCGACGUCAAACGAGCUCGAAAGCAGGCAGGUUAUCAAGAUGCUGAUCCUUGUAGUGUUUCUGUUUUUGGUGUGCUGGGGUCCACGUCUGAUCCUGGAGAUCCACAUUUCCUACGGCGUGCAGCACUUCAACCACUGGAUUUAUACAGCUCGAAUCGUUUUCUUUCUGCUACCUGUUGUUCACAGCUGUCUGAACCCUAUUGUUUACUGCUUUAUGUCUUCCAAUAUCCGCCGCUGCUUGAUCAGAUCACUCGAACACUCUUGCAGAGGGCGUUGCCUAUACCCAUGCUUGUUGAGGAAACGUGCUCAACGCCACCAAAUGAGAAUGAAGAGCUCUGUUUCAAGAAAUGGAACCAUCCGAACUGGUUCUACUUACACCUUUACGUCGUUCGCAACUUCGAUGGCGUGUAG
This is a messenger RNA of Limulus polyphemus (Atlantic horseshoe crab), 1509 nucleotides long. RefSeq names its product allatostatin-A receptor-like. The transcript is spliced from 5 exons. Gene Ontology annotation, cellular component: plasma membrane. Gene Ontology annotation, biological process: G protein-coupled receptor signaling pathway. NCBI's taxonomy places the organism in Eukaryota, Metazoa, Arthropoda, Merostomata, Xiphosura, Limulidae. The record is from RefSeq and is a predicted model, not a curated record. Bases 175 to 1509 code for a protein of 444 amino acids. Gene Ontology annotation, molecular function: G protein-coupled receptor activity.